GGUAAAUGUCGUCUUUGUUCAUUCUGAGGAACGACCAUUACCUAUACAUUCUGUACAAUACACACGCUCUUUUGUUCCGCAGCCAAGCUAGCUUACAAAAUCACAAGCCAUCAAGCGACAUCAACUGCAGCGCUUCUUCUGAGAGGCCCCUCCAAUCUCCACACCUCCUCACACAAUGAAGGCAUUGUUGGUCCUCGUGCUAGCACUGCUGCUCCCCCUAGCAUACUCCAAACAGACCAAAGCUACUCUCUCUGUCUCAGAUCAAAAGGAAUGGAAGAAACUGCUCAAAACGCACACCAAUAUCCUCGUGUUGUUCACUAGCAGUGACAAGCCGGUGGCCGAUUUCCUACCAACUUUCGACAAAGUAGCCGAUCGAAUUCGCGGCAAAGGAACGCUAGUGUACGUUGACUGCUCCAGCAAAGACAGCAAGAAACUGUGCAAGAACCUCAAAGUUAAACCCAAUCCAUUUGCUCUGAAACACUACAAAGAUGGCUCCUUCAACAAAGAUUACGAUCGACUACUGCAAGAGAAAUCGCUCUAUUCUUUCAUGGAGGACCCUAGUGCAGACCCUCCCUGGUCUGAAGACCCCACGGCUGAUAACGUGAGGCAUCUCACUAGCUCUAAGGACUUUGAGCAAUUGAUGAGGAAGGAGAAGAAACCAGUUCUAGCCAUGUUCUAUGCUCCGUGGUGCGGCCAUUGCAAACGUAUGAAGCCUGAGUUUGCGACAGCCGCUGAUGAGGUCAAAGGUCAAUACGUGCUGGCAGGGAUGGACGUGGACAAGCCGGAUGCGUACAGUUUACGACAAGAAUUGAAUAUUACCGGAUUCCCGACAAUCCUCUAUUUUGAGAAUGGACAGAGAAAGUUUGACUAUUCUGGUGGGCGCGAUGCUGAGGGAAUAUUGGAGUGGCUCAAAGACCCACAAGCCUCCACUGAACCAGAGGAAGCAGAAGAAGAGGUCCCGUGGAGCCAAACAGAACCAAAUGUGGAGCACUUGAACACCUCGAACUUUGACAGUUUCAUCUCCUCCCAUCCGUCAGUGUUGGUCAUGUUCUAUGCUCCGUGGUGUGGUCAUUGUAAGGCCAUUAAACCAAAGUAUGCCGAGGCCUCCGUGGCCAUGAGGGAACAAGGAGUGGAGGGUGUGCUAGCUGCCAUUGAUGCUACGGUAGACAAAGAGAUUGGAGAACGAUACGAGGUCAAAGGUUAUCCAACCAUCAAGUACUUUGGUGCUGGAGAGCUCAAGUUUGACUACGGCUAUAAGCGUGAGGCAGAGGACAUUGUGGAGUUCAUGAUGGAGCCCAAAGAACCACCACCUCCAGAGAAGGACUGGACAGAACUGGACAAUGAGGUGGUCCACCUCACUGACGAGGAUUUCAAACCGUUCCUAAAGAAGAAGAAGCAUGUCCUGGUCAUGUUCUAUGCCCCGUGGUGUGGCCACUGCAAGAAAGCCAAGCCUGAGUACAUAUCAGCAGCUGAGGCCUUUAUUGAGGACAAGAAGACAGUGCUAGCUGCAGUGGACUGCACCAAGUACAAGACAGUGUGUGACCUCUACAGUGUGACUGGCUACCCCACUAUCAAGUACUUCAACUUUGGCAAGAAAGCUUCACCAUACAAUGGAGCUAGAGAUGUGGAUGGUUUUGUGACCUUCAUGAGUGAUCCAGCAUCUUUCAUUAGGGACGAACUUUAGGACUGACUGAUUAUUAUAUAUGAUUAUACGCGUAUAUAGGGAGAUUGCAUAUAAUUACGAAUGACUGGUGUAUUCUUUUUUUAUGCUGCCCUCAUUGAAAAUUGUAUUUAAAUAUGAUAA
Messenger RNA from Halichondria panicea, 1804 nucleotides. RefSeq names its product protein disulfide-isomerase A5-like. Gene Ontology annotation, biological process: protein folding. Gene Ontology annotation, molecular function: protein disulfide isomerase activity. The coding region runs from base 176 to 1684 and encodes 502 amino acids. NCBI's taxonomy places the organism in Eukaryota, Metazoa, Porifera, Demospongiae, Suberitida, Halichondriidae. The transcript is spliced from 5 exons. The record is from RefSeq and is a predicted model, not a curated record. Gene Ontology annotation, cellular component: endoplasmic reticulum.